Messenger RNA from Fonsecaea nubica, 621 nucleotides. RefSeq lists its product as hypothetical. Gene Ontology annotation, biological process: spindle pole body duplication. Lineage: Eukaryota; Fungi; Ascomycota; Eurotiomycetes; Chaetothyriales; Herpotrichiellaceae. The record is from RefSeq and is a predicted model, not a curated record. Gene Ontology annotation, cellular component: mitotic spindle pole body; half bridge of spindle pole body. The transcript has 2 exons. The coding region runs from base 1 to 621 and encodes 206 amino acids. Gene Ontology annotation, molecular function: microtubule binding; calcium ion binding.
AUGCCUCCCCGCAAGACCCCAGCCAAAGGCAAGGCCGCUGUUAGGUCUAGCCGAGAUGCAAAUUCAUCUGUUACGCCGAAAGGACGCCGGUCAAAGCUUGCAAAGGAGAAUGAUAUCACGGCAGAAGAAGAGGCUAGGAUCAAAGAAGCAUGGCGCCUCUUUUCUCUAGGCGAUGUCGACGGAUACGAGGAAGAAAAGGAAGGUGUCAUUCGGACGAAUGAUGUGCAACACGUCUUGAAAGCACAAGGCCUGGCUCCGAGUAGUAAAUCACAGAUGCAAGAAUUCAUCGAAACACUUGACCCCGAAUCGGAAGGCUACGUGACGUACCCGCAUUUCCUGGCCUUGUGUGCCAUUCAGCUGAAAUCCAAAACGGAUGAAACGAAAGCGGAGGAGGUCGAGACAGCCUUCAAUCUCUUCCAUCCCGGUCAAAGCGCCGGCGCACAAGAGCAGGUGAUUCGACUGCAGGACUUGCGGGCUGUGGCCCGAACGUUGAAUGAGCAGGUUGACGACGACGUACUGAAAGCCAUGAUACUGGAAGCGAACGGAGGCAAAGGUGUCGGUAGGGGUGUGAACAUGGACGAAUUCCAAGCCAUUAUGACCCGGGCAGGUGUCUUUCAAUGA